AUGCAAGAGUGUAUUGAAAGAUUUUUCUCAAAUGUAUGGGGAGCAUGCUUUGGAUUCCAGAUAUGUGCUAUUUGUGUCACAACAGCAGGAUCUAUCUUAUCAUAUCGUGCCGAAAAAUACGGUUCCGGUUUACCAAUAUUUUCAUUAGGAACAGGAUAUUUCGUUGCAUGGAUUUCUCUUGUUUGGAAGUGGCAUAAGAGCGAAACAAAAUGGUGGAAUGCCAUUUUUGUUACUAUUUUCAUUGUUCCAGGUGAUAUUCUUGCGAUGAUAGGUUUUAGUAAAACAUCACUUGCAUCAGCCAUGCUUUUAACAAUGACUGUUGUAUUUUGGGUUGCACCGCUGUCAUAUUUUUACUUUAAAAGAAAAAUUAAUUGGAAACAAUUUAUUGCUAUAUUAUUUGGCCUUGGUGGAGUUUCAAUGGUUUUAGUAGCCCAAGGCACAAAAGGAAGUAAAUUUGUUGGUAACAUGAUUUCUCUAGGUGCUUCGAUACUUUUCGCAUUUGGAUCAAUUUAUCAAGAAAAGUGUGCAAAAGAAGAUGGACCUGUACUCUAUAUUUGUAAAUUUAUGACAUUAGCUAUUCCACUAACGUUUGGUUUAAGCGGGGGCAUUGAAUGGAAAGAAUUAAAAAAUUAUAAAUGGGAUAAACUUUCCAUAGGAUUGCAAAUUGCUUAUGCAAUAGCAAUAGGUUUAGUUUAUCUAAUGAUGGCACUUGUUCUUCCACAUUCGAAUGCAACAAUAAUGACUUUAAAUAAUUUAACCGGAAAUUUCUAUUCAUUAGCUAUUGAUAUUCUUUUCUUUCAUAGGCCAUUCAAGUGGCUCUAUCUUCUUGGUUUCUGCAUGGUUCCUGUCGCAAUUAUAUUCUUCGUCUUCUCAGAAACGAAAUCAGAGGAAUCAACGUCGAAUUUGAAUGAAAAACCAUUGCUCCAACCAUAA
Trichomonas vaginalis G3 is the source of this 933-nucleotide messenger RNA. Its product is annotated as transmembrane transporter protein. Gene Ontology annotation, biological process: transmembrane transport. Gene Ontology annotation, molecular function: transmembrane transporter activity. Gene Ontology annotation, cellular component: membrane. The record is from RefSeq and is a predicted model, not a curated record. Lineage: Eukaryota; Parabasalia; Trichomonadida; Trichomonadidae. The transcript has a single exon. Bases 1 to 933 code for a protein of 310 amino acids.